GCUUUAUUCAGCCCCUUUCUAACAGGAGAUCCCUCUGGUGAAGACCAGCGUAGACAGGACUUAGCAACGGCUGCGAGAUCAUUACCAGAUACAAUUAGGACCGAGAUUUUCCUCCUCACACACACCUGCAGCACCAGUUCAUAUUCCCAGCUUAGAACCACCGUGUAGCAACCAUGUCUGUAGCGGGGCUGAAGAAGCAAUUCCACAAAGCCACUCAGAAAGUGAGCGAGAAAGUUGGAGGUGCAGAAGGAACGAAGCUCGAUGAGGACUUCACUGAGAUGGAAAAGAGGAUGGACACCACCGCUCGGGCGGUGCUGGACAUCAUGACCAAGACUACUGAGUAUCUGCAGCCAAACCCAGCCACCAGAGCCAAGAUGAGCAUGAUGAACUCCAUGUCACGUAUGCGGGGACAGGAGAAGGGACCGGGCUACACACAGACCGAGACCAUCCUGGGAGAGUCCAUGCAGAGGUUUGGCAGGGAGCUCGGAGAGGAGUCUAACUUCGGCCUUGCUCUGAUUGAUGCUGGGGAGGCCAUGCGUGAGCUUGGUGAGGUUAAGGACGCCCUGGACAUGGAGGUCAAGCAAAACUUCAUCGAUCCACUGCAGAACCUGCAUGAAAAAGAUCUGAAGGAGAUCCAGCAUCACCUGAAGAAAAUGGAGGGUCGCCGCCUGGACUUUGAUUAUAAGAAGAAACGUCAGGCCAAAGUGACAGAGGACGAGCUCAAACAAGCAUUAGAGAAAUUCGACGACUCCAAGGAGAUUGCUGAACUGAGCAUGUUCAACCUCUUGGAGAGUGAUAUUGAACAGGUGAGCCAGCUCGCUGCACUGGUGCAUGCUCAGGUGGAGUACCACAGUCGGGCUGCUGAGAUCCUCACACAGCUGUCCAGUAAGAUUGACGAACGGAUAAGGGACACUACUGUCAAACCAAGGAAAGAGUUCGCUCCUAAACCACGCACGUCUCUGGACUUCUCCAUCAGUGAGAACCACAAUGGAGGCAUCCACAGUGCUCGCUCUCCAGGGGCGAGGUCUCCAGCAAGGUCUCCAGCAAGAUCUCCAGCCCCUAUGGACCAGCCCUGCUGUCGUGCCCUCUACGAUUUUGACCCUGAGAAUGAAGGUGAGCUAGGCUUCAAGGAAGGCGAUAUUAUCACCCUGACCAAUAAGAUCGAUGACAACUGGUACGAGGGGAUGCUGCACGGCAACUCUGGCUUCUUCCCAAUCAACUAUGUGGAUAUCCUGGUGCCACUGCCCCACUAGGACGUCAUCCCUACCAGCGUGUGUCUACAACGGUGGCAAAACAAAUCCUCGCCUCCAAUUCCUCCCUCCCAGUAUUCCCAGUAACCUUUUUCCUAAACAUUCCUACCUGUACUCCACUUUAAAGGAGUAAAAACAGCAACAACACAAUAACGAACGAAGAUACGAACAAAGAUUGAUGACAAAUUAAAGCAAGUAUGCACCAAUUGAGCGUAAAAACUUUAAAUGAGGAAAAAUCUGCAUUGAUGUCGUUGCUUCCCCUUAUCCCAGGAGGCACCUUCAGGCUUCUAUAGUCAUUUUAUCCAUUUCUGUCCUGGCUUUGUCUCAGUUUAUGUUGGCUGUCAGUCCGUCAUGAGUUUAUCAGAGCAGCUUUACAAAAUCACACUUUCUCUCAUUCACUGUACUUUGUGGAAACCUCUACAGUAGAUAGAAACCUUUCUCUCACAUACUAGAAAAAAAUAAUCGGUCCACGUGCUCCAUGUUUGUUAGAGACUCUAGGUCAAGCAUGGUUUCAAGUGUUUAACGUUUUAUCUUAUAAAAAAAAAAAAAAAAAUGUCAAGCAGAUUUUGUUUUGUUUUACAUAUUCCUCUGUGUAAUGGUAGUCGUCUCUUGGCAUGCUCGGGCAGUUUCUAGAGAAACCACGUCCCUGUCAUGCUCAAAAAUCGUCUGUCCAAAGGAUGUCUUUACCUUUUAACUAUUCAGAGUUUUGACAAAAGUUUAGACAGAUUCAUCUAGCUCAUAACUAACAACCAAGAUUAUCCAUAGUAUCUCUUAUUUCUUACAUAUCAACAUGUGCGUGUGAUUGGUCGUAUGUGAUUUAGGUACCAAAGUUACCUGCAGAAACCCGAAUCAGCUCCAGUUUUAGCUUCAAGAUUUAAAGACAGCAUGGUGUCAGUAAAUCUGCUCGAUGCAACCGGGUGAAGCUUGCAAUCUCUAGUUCUUUGGUAUUCUCAUCAGGAGGGGGUGAAACUGUAUUCUUAAGUAUGUGACAUUACAUAUCUGAGCCAGUGAUUAGUGGAGUGAUGACAUGAUUUGCAAAAACACAAGUUGUGAAGUUAAACUGUUUGAAGUGACGUAAGAAAACUAUGGUGCAUAAGUUUCAAUCCUCCAACGUGUAUUUUAAUCAGCAGCUUGUGUGAAAAAUGGUUGAUGUAUUGUGAUAUAAUAACUUAUGGGACUUAAACACUCAUUGGGGCAACUGUUUUUUCUGCAGCUGAGGGCAUAGCCCUUUCUACUGCAUCCCUAUUAGUCCGAUUAGUAUUCUGUAGUUUAGCUGUCUAUAAGCCAUUGAUUAAGAUGAAAUUAGACAUAGCCAAGGAGCGCACAAAUGGCUGAAUGGAAUGAGAAAUUGUUUCUUUUUGUCUCGGUGGAAAUGUUUUAUUAAUUGAAAUGAUGCAACUUACACUAAAAACCCUUUUCUCCAACAUAAUAUGGACUAAAAGCCGCUGGUUUACCCUUUUCAAGUCACGUUAGACCUCAGAAUAAUUGCUCGGUUCUAAGAUUAUACAUUAUGUUUAAUUUUCCCCAACCAGCUUUAUGGUUGUAUGCAGUAUUGUGUGGGAUUUUUUUGUCCCUUCUUUAACUGAUGUACUGAUGAUCUAGAAACCAACCUCUUAUUACAGUACACAUAUGUUAGUCAGCUGAGCACUUCCCUGGAGUUUUAUUCUCUGCAAUGUCGACAAUGUAUUAACCCUUACAAUACCUAACAAUUUUUUUCACCCAUCAUGUAGUAAUGUUGCGCGUGUAUUUUGGGGGAGGGGUGCUUAUUUUGGUCUGCAUACUGUACGUAUUAUGCACAGGGAUUGGGUUGCAGAGGACCUCUGAUGCUGAGGUAUUUAAGAUAUACUGUCUCUGACAGUUUUCAACAUUAAAACAAACAUGGAGGUCUCUUUAAUCAAAGGACCAAUUCAUUAUAUUCAGCAGAAUUACAAUAAAUGAUGCAAAAUCCACUGAUAUCUCAUAUUAAGUGUUUGUUUUUUUUAAAGGGAAGCACAACUUUGAACAGAAAGUAUACUUUGUUGGCUGGGGAAGAAUAAUGAUACAGUUUGAAGGUCAUGUAUUUACUUUUUUUAAAGGCGAUACAAUUCCUUCCUCCUUUUUCUCUUUUCACUUUUUUUUUAACAAUCGUGUGUAUCUUUGCCCUCAAUGAGGACUGUACAGCUUUUCUGUGUUUUGUUUUCACCUUGUGUGUAUAGUCGCGCAUCUACAGUAACGUAUCUUAUUUUUGUAACUGUGACAAAAGUAUACACAUACAGUAUAGAUGUAUAUAUACAGUAUAUUAUCCAGAAGCAAUGUGAAAGGAGGGAUUCUCUGUGCUGCACAUGAUUGUCUUUUGGUUUGUUUUUGUUUUGUUUGUUUUCCGUUUUUUGGUUUCUUUUGUUCUUGCACUGGAUUCUAAGACUGUAUGCUUGAUGUAAAGAAAAAAAUGUGAUAAGUCAAUGUAAUUUAUUCAAAUAAAUACCAAGAAACAGUUA
Messenger RNA from Dicentrarchus labrax (European seabass), 3724 nucleotides. RefSeq names its product SH3 domain containing GRB2 like 2a, endophilin A1 (gene sh3gl2a). Gene Ontology annotation, biological process: synaptic vesicle uncoating. The record is from RefSeq and is a predicted model, not a curated record. NCBI's taxonomy places the organism in Eukaryota, Metazoa, Chordata, Actinopteri, Moronidae. Gene Ontology annotation, molecular function: protein binding. The coding region runs from base 174 to 1253 and encodes 359 amino acids. Gene Ontology annotation, cellular component: presynapse; cytoplasm; glutamatergic synapse. The transcript has 12 exons.